Physella acuta is the source of this 1377-nucleotide messenger RNA. RefSeq names its product EKC/KEOPS complex subunit LAGE3. Gene Ontology annotation, cellular component: EKC/KEOPS complex. The record is from RefSeq and is a predicted model, not a curated record. NCBI's taxonomy places the organism in Eukaryota, Metazoa, Mollusca, Gastropoda, Physidae.
AAGAGCACUCUCAGAGUUAUAGUUUGAUAGUGCUAAAUCUAGAGAUCUUAGAUCUAGAUCCAGUAGUUUAGUUUGUACAUCUAGAUCUAGAUUUUCUACUAGACUCUAGUUCUAGAUUUAAUAAUCAUAUGUAAUCAACUAUCUGCUGUGUGAUAAAAAAGUUAAUACGCUGAAGUUGCCUACAGCUGAAGUUGCCUACAGCUGAAGUUGCCUACAGCUGAAGUUGCCUACAGCUGAAGUUGCCUACAGCUGAAGUUGCCUACAGCUGAAGUUGCCUACACUUGAUAGGAUGGAAGCUUGUGUUUCAGCAGAUCUGCAGGUUCCAUUUCCUAGCCAGAAGGAGGCAGAAAUAGCAUUUGGUUCCCUCAGUGUUGAUAAGGAACCAUCCAGAGGCGGAGUAGUCAGGACAAUGUGUGUUGACAACAAUAGCCUACAAAUACACUUUUCAGCGCCAGAGGCCAGAAUGUUGCGAGUUAGUAUCAACUCUUUCUUUGAGCAUUUGAUGCUUGUUGUGAAAACAAUAGAUCAGUUUGGUCCACCAAGGUAGCCAGCACUGGGGUCAUCUGUUGUACACCAAGGUAGCCAGCACUGGGGUCAUCUGUUGUACACCAAGGUAGCCAGCACUGGGGUCAUCUGUUGUACACCAAGGUAGCCAGCACUGGGGUCGUCUGUUGUACACCAAGGUAGCCAGCACUGGGGUCAUCUGUUGUACACCAAGGUAGCAACUGGGGUCAUCUGUUGUACACCAAGGUAGCCAGCACUGGGGUCAUCUGUUGUACACCAAGGUAGCCAGCACAGCUGUCAUCUGUUGUACACCAAGGUAGCCAGCACUGGGGUCAUCUGUUGUACACCAAGGUAGCCAGCACUGGGGUCAUAUGUUGUCCACCAAGGUAGCCAGCACUGGGGUCAUCUGUUGUACACCAAGGUAGCCAGCACAGCUGUCAUCUAUUGUACACCAAGGUAGCCAGCACUGGGGUCAUCUGUUGUACACCAAGGUAGCCAGCACAGCUGUCAUCUAUUGUACACCAAGGUAGCCAGCACUGGGGUCAUCUGUUGUACACCAAGGUAGCCAGCACAGCUGUCAUCUGUUGUACACCAAGGUAGCCAGCACUGGGGUCAUCUGUUGUCCACCAAGGUAGCCAGCACUGGGGUCAUCUGUUGUACACCAAGGUAGCCAGCACUGUUGUACACCAAUUGUGUAUAUUAUGUAUAUUAAAUUAGAAGAAACCAAUGUAUAGAAAGUAUUUUUGUUUACAAGGUGUAACUUUAUUUUUUACACCACUUACAGUUAAAGGGCGUUAGUUUGUACAAUUUUCUCAGAUACAAUUGUUAUUGUUGUGAAGGAUAAUAAAUUUAGGUUGAUUUUGUUCUUUUCCU